Molecule: messenger RNA, 1474 nt
Organism: Triticum aestivum (bread wheat)
Lineage: Eukaryota; Viridiplantae; Streptophyta; Magnoliopsida; Poales; Poaceae
Product: coniferyl alcohol acyltransferase-like
Exons: 1
Coding region: 62-1474 (470 amino acids)
Molecular function (GO): acyltransferase activity, transferring groups other than amino-acyl groups
Source: RefSeq, a predicted model, not a curated record
GUUGUAAGCUUCGAGUUUGUCACCAUUGUAGACUAACCUCCACACUUACGAGGAAUUAGAGAUGGCAAACGACGAUCCUUCACGCGUCCGUAUCGUUCGCAAAAGCAUCGUCAAGCCGUCCGUUGCGCGCCCCGGCGUGGUGCUGGCUGUCUCUAACCUCGACCUGCUGUAUCAGACGAUGCCGAUCGCGAUGAUCUGCGCCUACCGCACGCCCUCGGACGGCCUGGGCUUCCAAGACGUCGUGGCCGCCUUCGAGGCCAAGCUGCCGUACCUGCUCGACCACUUCUUCCUCCUCGCCGGCCGCAUCGUCGCCAACCCGCACUCCGGGCUCCCGGAGGUGCACUGCGACAAUCAAGGCGCGGAGCUCGUCGUCGGCGAGGUCGGCGUGGCGCUGGGGAGCCUGGACUACGGCAGCCUGGAGGCGUCCUUGGCGAGGCUCGGCGUCCCCGUCCAGUACGACGCGGGCGUCGCGCUGUCGGUGCAGCUGGUGUCGUUCGCCUGCGGCGGGUUCGCCGUGGCGUGGGGCACCAACCACGUGCUCCUGGACGGGUGCACGCUGUGCAUGAUCGUCGACGUUUGGUCACAGCUCGCGCGGUCCGGGACCGAGAAGAUCGCCGCCGCCGCCGCCCCGAACCACGACCGCUCCAUAUUCCGCCCUCGCGCCGCGCCGUCGUACGGCGGGCUCGGAGAGGUGUUCAUCCCGCUUGAGAGCGAGCGUCUCGUCAACGCACUCACGGCCGGGAGCUCCCUGGUCGUUCGCACCUACUACGUCGAGCAGCGGGACCUCGACAUGCUGCGCGUGCAGGCGAGCGCCAGCGAGGAGCGCGGCGCGAGCGCGAGCCGCGUCGAGGCGGCGUGCGCGUACCUGUGGAAGGUCCUGGCCGGCGUGGUGGGGUCGUCGGACGACAGGUGCCGCAUGGGCUGGUGGGUGAACGGCCGGCCGUGUCUCGCCAAAAAGGAAGCGGCUAUGCGCAGCUACGUCGGUAACGUCACGUCGUUCGCGGUGGCGGAGGCGAGCGUGGACGCGAUCAAGCGGCGGCCGCUCCCGGAGGUCGCGUCGAUGGUGCGCCAGUCGAUCAGGGCGACGGCGACCUCCGAGCACUUCCAGGAGCUGGUGGACUGGGUGGAGGAGCGCAAGGGCAAGGGUCCAGGCAAGUACGUGGAGACGGCAACCGUCGGGCUGGGCAGCCCGGUGCUGAGCGUGACGUCCAUGGUGUCCUUUGGCCUCGACACUGACUUCGGCUUCGGGCAAGCCGCCAUAGCGAUGCCGACGUGGGUGGACAGCGGGAGGCUCUGCUGCGGCUUCGUGACGAUCAUGGCGAGCCCGGGAACGGGAGGCCACGGCGGUGGCUCCUGGAUCUUCACCAUGUCCAUUUGGCCGAGGCUGGCCGCCGCGCUCGACUCCGAUGCCCACCGCAUCUUCAAGCCUCUGACCGCGGAGUAUCUCGGCCUCGCUCAGUAUAGCCGGCUCUGA